This is a messenger RNA of Zophobas morio, 1154 nucleotides long. Its product is annotated as zinc finger Y-chromosomal protein 1-like. The transcript has 2 exons. Gene Ontology annotation, biological process: regulation of transcription by RNA polymerase II. Bases 133 to 1077 code for a protein of 314 amino acids. Lineage: Eukaryota; Metazoa; Arthropoda; Insecta; Coleoptera; Tenebrionidae. The record is from RefSeq and is a predicted model, not a curated record. Gene Ontology annotation, molecular function: DNA-binding transcription factor activity, RNA polymerase II-specific; RNA polymerase II transcription regulatory region sequence-specific DNA binding.
CUGACAGUUAACCUCAAUAAAGUGGAAGAACACUGCCGUUUUAUCUAAAAUAAUUUGAAUUGUUUUUAAUUUAAUUCACAGACUAGUUGAAAUGGAAACUUGGAUGAAGUACGUUCAUCGUUUUUUCUGAAGAUGAAUUACAUUCACCGUCAUCAGUCGCCUUUGGCAUCUUUUACCUGUGAAAACCCCCUUGAUUCUUACCAUUGCAAACACUGCAAUUUUCGAACUGAACUAGCGUUGCCUUUCAAACAACACAUUAAAGACUGUCAUGGAAUUAAACAAGAAAACGACGAUUUAGUUGUACCACACAACAUUAAAAAGUACGUUUGUGGAAACUGCGGCUUGCAAACGCAUUUUUCGCUUAAAUGCUUACGUCAUGCAGUAACGUGCUCGAACAACAAGGGAAAUCUUCAGUGGCGUAAAUGUGAUCAAUGCGACUACAAAUACCAAGAUGAACAUUCGUUAAAAGAACACAAAACUGUUACGCAUUCAACAGAAACAAAAAACAUCAAGUGGUACGGUUGUGAAAAAUGCCAAUACAAAACCAAAUACUGCCAAUCUUUAAAUAGACACAUAAACUCGCGGCAUUUCGACGAAGCCGAAAUCAAGUGGCACCACUGCAGUGAGUGUACUUUCAAGAGCAAAGACAAAGACAGUUUGAAAAGUCACAUUAACUCGUGGCAUCUGGACGACCAGGACGCGAAAUGGUACGAAUGCAAGCGGUGUCUAUUUAAAGCUAAACGGAACAUAUCUUUGACCAGACACAUCAACGCACGGCAUCUGGACGUGCCAAAGGCCGGCAAGUGGUACGAAUGCCAACAGUGUCCGUUCAAGACUAGAGAUCCUUCGAGCUUGAGGAGGCACGUGAAAACCCAGCAUUUGAAUGGGAUGACUAUCACGUGGUAUCAGUGCACAGAGUGUCCGUUUAAAACAAAAAUUGAGGGGGUUUUACAGAAACAUCGCAUGAAUGGGCGGCAUUUGAACGGAGACGACGUCAGGUGGUAUGAUUGUGGAAAAUGCCAAUACAAAACCAAAAACCACCAGACUUUAAAGAAACACAUGAAUCGCCGGCAUUGAGUGAAGACUCUCGAUAAAAAAGAGUUUAGUUUGUUGGACUUUCACUUUCCAUCACUUGAAUAAACUUAUUAAUCAAU